AUGGAAACUGAUUAUCGGGUACAAGUUUUGGACCGUUUGUUAUCAGUAACUUUAUAUUUAUCUAAGAAUAAUCUAGCGUUUCAAGGAAGUCCAGAUAAAUUUUAUACUCAAAGUAAUGGAAAUUAUUUAAGUUUAGUUGAACUUUUGGAAAAGAAUAUUCCUUUUCAAGAUUGUCGUGGGCAGAGAUAUGAUAAUGGUGCUAAAAUGAAAGGGCAAAAAAAAGGAGUUCAAGCGAGAGUUUUAUCAAUGAAUUCUCGUGCCACCUUUCUUCCAUGCAAUUUCCAUUCUUUAAAUUUAGUUGUAUCAGAUGCUGCAUCUCGUUCUAUAAAUUCAAUUACAGUUUUUGGCGGCUGGACCGUGAAACCUCUGAAUGACACAAGAUGGGAAAGUAGAAUMAACAGCGUAAAAGUUGUUCGCUUUCAAACUGAACAAAUUUACAAUGAUUACAGAUUUAAACUAUCUGAAGUUGAAAACAUAGAUGCUGGRACGCGCCAUGAAGCUAUUUCAMUUGCUGAUCAACUUACAGAUUUUAAGUUUCUAAUAUCAUUAGUUGUUUGGUCAGUAAAAGUAUGCAAGCAAAAGCAAUGGACUUAA
This is a messenger RNA of Diuraphis noxia (Russian wheat aphid), 594 nucleotides long. RefSeq lists its product as uncharacterized. Lineage: Eukaryota; Metazoa; Arthropoda; Insecta; Hemiptera; Aphididae. The record is from RefSeq and is a predicted model, not a curated record.